AAUUUAAUGCCUCGUCCUUUGAAGGCAACAAGGAUCUCUACGGAUACCCUUUGGCGCCAUUGAAGAACAGGGGACUCUCCGUCAUCGCCAUUGUUGGAAUCGGAUUGGGGAGUGGCCUCGUCAGCUUGGUUCUAAGCUUCACCGCCGUUUGUAUAUGGUUGAAAAUUACCGAGCGGAAGAUGGUGGUUGAAGAAGGAAAAAUUAGUCAGCUCAUGCCCGAUUAUUGAUCUUAAUCACCCAUUUUCAAGCUCCCCCAUCAGAGAUUAAUGAGCUGUAAAUCUUCAAUUAUUUUCUGUUCAGGUAUAUACCAUUUCCCCCCACUUUCUCCUUUUUUCUUCUCCCUAAACCAGCUAUGGUCUAGUACUCUUUUUCCGUUUUUUAGUUGAAAGAUGCCCUCUCGAUUCAACAUCGUAGAGGAUCUUUUUUUUCUUUUUUGUUCCAUUUUUCCCCUCUCACCUUUUUGGCUAUUUUCUCCCCAAAACAAUCGACAAUGUAUAAAACCCAUUGGUUAAUAUUAAGAUGCUCUCUCAUUUUUAGUCUA
Messenger RNA from Momordica charantia (bitter melon), 541 nucleotides. RefSeq names its product receptor-like protein 44. The record is from RefSeq and is a predicted model, not a curated record. Gene Ontology annotation, molecular function: protein binding. Lineage: Eukaryota; Viridiplantae; Streptophyta; Magnoliopsida; Cucurbitales; Cucurbitaceae.